AUCAAUCAUCAUAACUAAGUUGCAGGGAUUGAAUCAAAAACAGAACCCUUUUCAGCUGAGUCCUCGACAAUUAUUCUUCAAAUAUAUACUACCUUGUUUAAGAAACUCUACCUUCAUUUUGCCUCGAAAAUAUUCUUGCUUAGACAUACUUGGAGAGGGAAAAAGUUUAUCAUGGCAGGAGAAAUUGAAUCAAUGGCAUCUAACAUGAGAAGCAAGAUGAGAUGUGAUACUAUAAGUUCAUCCACGCCUUGCAUCUUCAGGAUUCCUAACAUAUUUCGCAGGCACAAUAAGGAAGCAUACAUCCCCAACGCGUUUUCAAUCGGGCCUUUUCACCAUGGAAGGGAUGCUGGAGUGGUUCAGAAAGGCGAAAAUGAUCCUAUUUUCUCUACUUCCUGUAUGCUUCAGUUCUUAUACCAUGGCUUGAUUUUGCUGGAAAAUCAAAUACCUUGGUUUGUGCUUGAGCUUCUGUUUAGCUUAACAAGUGAUUCGUUUGAAACCAAGCCCUUACUUCAACUCGCCUUGGUUUUCUUCGACAACAUUUUUUCAGCUGAGAAAUCUCCUAUACAACUAGAUCUCUUCGCCAAUCAAGAAAUCCAGCACAUUCUUGAUUUGAUAAGAAGUUCUUUGGUGUUGCCACUUGGAGAGCAGCAAGGCCAAGAAGAGUCAUCUGUAUCAUGCCGGCCUAUUUCUUCUGCCACCAGCAUCAAAGAAUCUGGAAUCAGUUUCAGGACAUCCUUACUUCAACUCGCCUUGGUUUUCUUCGACAACAUUUUUUCAUAUGAGAAAUCUCCUAUACAACUAAAUCUCUUCGCCAAUCAAGAAAUCCAGCACAUUCUUGAUUUGAUAAGAAGUUCUUUGGUGUUGCCACUUGGAGAGCAGCAAGGCCAAGAAGAGUCAUCUGAAUCAUGGCGGACUAUUCCUUCUGCCACCAGCAUCAAAGAAUCUGGAAUCAGUUUCAGGACACGUGAUUCUGCUCUUCUUCUUCCCGCUGCAACCCGAAACAAAAAAAAAAAAGGAACCAAGCUGCUGGCAACAAUUUUCUUGAGUAAACCGGUAGAAAGCUUGGAUAUUUCUCCUUCUUUUCUUGUUCUAGGACUGAAAUUAAACCCAGAAAUCUUCCCCCCGCAGAAAAAUCCGGGUUCUGCUCUGCUCUAUUUCUUCCAUCUGUUGCUCCUGCUUUGUUGGGGCGAAUUGGUCUGGUUUCUGAUCCGUGAGUUUCCCCUGCAGAUCCCAUCGGCUUCCCCAACCCGCCAGCUCUAAUUUUGCUUGCUAGAAAAAUUGUGAUUUUGUGGUAUCAAAUUGUGGCGUGACAGCUAUACUCUUGGACAACCUUAUCAACAAUGAAGAGGACAUGGAAGAACUCGGCAAGAGUGGGAUUCUUAUCAACUGGCUUAACCCGCAUGACACCACACCGUUCUUUAAGAUGCUAUACCAUGAUACUUUUGUGAAAGAGUUUUAUUACUGGAAGCUUUGCUGGGAAGUGAAUGAAUAUCAGCAGAAAUU
Messenger RNA from Rubroshorea leprosula, 1503 nucleotides. Lineage: Eukaryota; Viridiplantae; Streptophyta; Magnoliopsida; Malvales; Dipterocarpaceae. The record is from the annotation of a GenBank genome assembly.